This is a messenger RNA of Aspergillus steynii IBT 23096, 936 nucleotides long. RefSeq lists its product as uncharacterized. The transcript has a single exon. Lineage: Eukaryota; Fungi; Ascomycota; Eurotiomycetes; Eurotiales; Aspergillaceae. The record is from RefSeq and is a predicted model, not a curated record. Bases 140 to 706 code for a protein of 188 amino acids.
AUACGCAAAAGCGUAAAAGGGCCGAGGCGUUGCCGGGCAACGCGGGCGUCUUUUUGUUUGGGCGAUCGUCGUCUCGCGCGCACUCCUUCUCGGGCGCGACGGCGUCUUGCGUUUGGCACCCUCAGGCAUCCAUGACUCCAUGACUCCCGCACUUCGUCUCGUGACGGUAUCAAUACCUUCUCUGUCGUGCAUUUCCGCAGGCAGUCGCCCUCUCUCCGUCCCUCUCAUACGUACGGAUACCUCAGGCCGCCCGCUGAUUCCCUACUUUUCCCUCGUCUCCCCCCUUUCCUUUCCUCCUCUUCAUCUCCCUCUCCCAGCCUUCCUUUCCCGCUUCCCUCCUCUCUACCCUCCAUCGUACAUAAUUCUAAUACUACCUUACCCCUCGAGGACUGUCAAUAUCCUCCUGCUUUUUUGGGUCUUGCAUAUACACCGCAUCACCAGUGUACAGCCGUUAAGAAUCCGCGAAUCCACGCGACUUGACCGGAGUUGUGCUGUGGGGCAUCAUUUCCCAGCUUGGCUGAUUUCCACGCUAAGACUAGGGCCAAACAUCGUCUUUGCCCUGUCAAGUUUACACCUUUCCCUGCACCCAACCUCCAUCAUCAAUCCUCUGUUUCUUCGAGGCGAUCCCACCCCCCCGGCUUCACCACCCUCAACCCUCGUCAUCAGGCUGCCUCUUCGCGUGUUUUUGUUUAUACUCAUCGAUUGACACGUGCAGUAUCACUUUCUGUACAGAUUUUCUUAUUACAGCGGUGACUGGCGCGCCCGGAAACUUACGUGAUUCGGGUCUUUUCAAGAUCCGACCUCCAACGUCAACAAACUCAUAUAUGCCCUUAUUUUAAAGCCGUUCCACGCCCAGUCUUGUGAAAUACCUGCCAGGCCUGCUUUGGCAACCUUGCAUAAUACCUUGUUGCUCGGGGUUGGACAAGAAUUCACGCG